AUGGCGGUGACGGAUCUUAAGAACGAGGGCUUCUCUGAGGAGAAGACUGUGGAGAAGAAACUCAGCGGCGACGAUGUCGGCGCGGCCGAAAUGGGUGGACUCUCCAACCCUGAACAUGUUGACCUGCAUCGCGCUCUCAAGGCGCGCCAUAUUACUAUGAUUGCCAUCGGUGGAGCAAUUGGUACGGGUCUGAUUAUUGGAACGGGUGAGGCUUUGGCCAAGGCUGGCCCUGGUGCGAUCUUCAUCUCAUACACGUGGACCGGUUUCAUCGUGUACCUGGUUAUGUGCGCUCUCGGCGAAAUGGCAGCCUGGCUGCCUCUGCCGUCUGGUUUCACUGGUUACGCCGUUCGAUUCGCUGACCCUGCUCUUGGAUUUGCUCUUGGCUGGACGUAUUGGUUCAAAUAUAUCAUUCUAUCGCCCAAUCAGUUAACAGCAGGAGCGCUCGUCAUAUCAUAUUGGAUUCCCACAGAAAGGAUCAACGCCGGUGUAUGGAUCACGAUCUUCCUCGUAGCGAUCGUCUGCAUCAACUACUUCGGUGUGCGAUUUUUCGGCGAAUUCGAAUUCUGGCUCUCGUCCUUCAAAGUGAUUGUCAUCCUUGGUAUCAUCCUCCUGUCCUUCAUCCUCAUGCUCGGUGGCGGACCCGAUCACGACCGCAAGGGUUUCCGAUACUGGCGCGAGCCUGGGGCUUUCAACACGUACAUUGAUGAGGGUGCAGCGGGUCGAUUCUACGCCUUCUGGUCCACCAUGGUGUCCGCUACUUUCGCAUACCUCGGUACAGAACUGGUCGGUGUGACCGUCGGCGAAGCCCAGAACCCGCGCCAGACGAUCCCCCGUGCAAUCAAGCUGACCUUCUACCGAAUUGUGGUCUUCUACGUGGUCAGCGUGCUGCUCGUCGGCACGCUGGUUCCCUACGACUCGCCCAAGCUGGCCUUCGCCGUCAACUCGAGCAGCUCGGCGGCGGCCUCGCCCUUCGUCGUGGCCGUCGAGCUGGCCGGCAUCCCGGUCCUGUCGCACAUCCUCAACGCAUGUAUCCUACUGUUUGUGUUCUCAGCCGCCAACUCGGACCUAUACAUCGCCACACGCACAAUCUACGGCCUGGCGCGCGAGGGCAAAGCGCCCAAGAUCUUCGCUCGCACCGACCGCCGCGGCGUGCCAGUCUACGCGCUGGGCAUCUGCUCGGUGAUCGCGCUGUUGGCUUACAUGAACGUGUCCAGCGACUCGAAAACAGUGUUCAAGUACUUCGUCAACCUGGUCAGCAUCUUCGGGCUGCUGACCUGGAUCUCGAUCCUGAUCACGCACAUCUGCUUCGUGCGCGCGCGCAAGGCUCAGAACGUCCCCGUCGAGAGCCUGGCCUACAAGGCACCGCUGGGCGUUGCAGGAUCGUGGGGUGCACUGAUUUUCUGCAUUAUCGUCGCGCUCACCAAGAACUACGACGUCUUCACGCACAACCCCAAAUGGGGCAACUUCGACUACAAGAACUUCAUCACCGCUUACCUCGGUAUCCCGUUGUACUUUAUCCUUAUUUUUGGGUACAAGCUUGCUACGCGCUGCAAGAUGGUUGAGCCCGCUACUGCGGAUCUGUGGACAGGCAAGGAUGCUAUUGACCGUGAGGAGGCCUUGUUUGUGGCGCAGAGAGAUGCCGAGAUGGAGAAGCAUUCCCAGUCGCACUGGUUCUACCGCAAGUUUGUGGCCUGGCUCUUCUAG
Molecule: messenger RNA, 1704 nt
Organism: Penicillium alfredii
Lineage: Eukaryota; Fungi; Ascomycota; Eurotiomycetes; Eurotiales; Aspergillaceae
Product: dicarboxylic amino acid permease agtA
Exons: 5
Coding region: 1-1704 (567 amino acids)
Biological process (GO): amino acid transmembrane transport
Cellular component (GO): membrane
Molecular function (GO): amino acid transmembrane transporter activity
Source: RefSeq, a predicted model, not a curated record